Molecule: messenger RNA, 1837 nt
Organism: Neogale vison (American mink)
Lineage: Eukaryota; Metazoa; Chordata; Mammalia; Carnivora; Mustelidae
Gene: FAM131B
Product: family with sequence similarity 131 member B
Exons: 7
Coding region: 70-1137 (355 amino acids)
Source: RefSeq, a predicted model, not a curated record
GUAAACCCCAACCACUGACUCCUCCAUUUAAACAACAACAAAUAAGGCCAUACAACACUUUCUCUGAAUAUGCUAUUCUUGGGGAAUGAGGUGAUUGCAGUGGACUGGAAGGGCCUGAAGGAUGUCGACCAGAUCCACAUGGACAGCACCAGCUCGCUGCACGGGAGCAGUCUCCACCGGCCGUCCACUGAGCAAAGCCGGACUGAUUUCUCCUGGGACGGCAUCAAUCUCUCCAUGGAGGACACCACUUCCAUUCUUCCAAAGCUGAAGCGAAACUCUAACGCCUAUGGCAUUGGGGCCCUGGCCAAGUCAUCCUUCUCAGGGAUUUCUCGCAGCAUGAAGGACCAUGUGACGAAGCCCACAGCCAUGGGGCAAGGCCGGGUGGCCCACAUGAUUGAGUGGCAGGGCUGGGGGAAGACACCAACCAUUCAGCCGCAACACAGCCAUGAGGCGGUGCGCAGGGAUACCGACGCCUACUCGGACCUCAGCGAUGGCGAGAAGGAGGCACGUUUCCUAGCAGGUGUCAUGGAACAGUUCGCCAUCUCUGAGGCCACACUCAUGGCCUGGUCUUCCAUGGAUGGCGAGGACAUGAGUGUCAACUCCACCCAGGAGCCCCUGGGCUGCAACUACAGUGACAACUACCAGGAGCUGAUGGAGAGUCAAGAUGCCCUGGCUCAAGGCCCCAUGGAUGGAUGGCCUCACUCCUAUGUGUCCCAGGGCAUGUACUGUCUGGGGUCAUCGGAUGCCUGGGAAGCCAGCGACCAGUCCCUCAUUGCCUCUCCCGCCACGGGAUCCUAUCUUGGUCCUGCAUUUGAUGACUCCCAGCCUAGCUUACAUGAAAUGGGGCCUUCCCAGCCAGCUUGCGGAUACUCUGCUCAGGAGCCUCCACAUUUGCUGGGGUCAGACACGGACUGGGCUCCGGGGGUGGGGGGAGUGGACCUGGCAAGGGGCCCUGCCGAGGAGGAGAAGAGGCCAUUAGCCCCCGAGGAGGAAGAGGAUGCAGGAUGCCGGGACUUGGAGUCACUGUCCCCACGAGAAGAUCCCGAGAUGUCCACCGCUCUCAGCCGGAAGGUGUCUGACGUCACAUCCUCGGGUGUGCAAUCCUUCGAUGAGGAGGAGGGCGAGGCUAACAACUAGCUUCCCCCCACUCCACGCCCAGCCUUCCACUCCCACCUGAGGGGCACGGCUGCAACAAAACCCGCCCUACCCCAGCGGCACAGCUGAAACCCGGGCAGAAGACCAUGAGGUUACCCAGGAGUUGCCAGUCCUCGCUGGGAAAAUGGAGAGCCAGGAUGGGAUUUUACCCAGGCUUAUGCUAUAGAAACCACAGGUCCGGGAACUGAGGCCCAGACCACCAGAUGGCCCUGAACUUUGCUUGGCGGCAGGCUUCUGGGUCUGUAAUGAUGCGGCUCCCAUGUGGCGCCCGAGGACGGGAGCACCGAGCAGCUCGUGGUCGUCGACUGGACCUCAGUUCUUCACCCUCUGAUUCGUCUUCCAGGAGCCUUGACUGUGGCUGUGGGAAUGCCUCCUUUCUCUGUGUCACUCCUGCUUUUCCUGACUCUCUGUUUUCUCUGACUGUGGCCCCAGCUCAUCCCCACUAUGAGGAACAGACCUCGGGGGCUCUUGGUAUGGCUCGACGACCCAAAGUCGUGUGCCCUUGGAGGGUGGAGAGUCUGCCCUCAGCGAGAAAUGGGCUUCUGAGAUCAGGAGUCAUGGGGGAGGGGGAAGUGGCAGCUGGGAUGCACAGGGACACAAACGUGAUUCUCUGUAACAGGGCCUGCUCAGAGACCAGAAAGUCAUUGAUGAGACCGAGAACAAACAUGGCCGCCUGUUCCGA